Populus trichocarpa (black cottonwood) is the source of this 2908-nucleotide messenger RNA. RefSeq names its product G-type lectin S-receptor-like serine/threonine-protein kinase B120. The transcript is spliced from 7 exons. Gene Ontology annotation, biological process: protein phosphorylation; recognition of pollen. Bases 1 to 2520 code for a protein of 839 amino acids. The record is from RefSeq and is a predicted model, not a curated record. Lineage: Eukaryota; Viridiplantae; Streptophyta; Magnoliopsida; Malpighiales; Salicaceae. Gene Ontology annotation, molecular function: protein serine/threonine kinase activity; ATP binding.
AUGAUCAGCAAGAGCAUAAACCCAGUUCUUGUUUUUCUCUUGUCGGUCUCUUAUUCCUUGUUGUUCCUAGCUCCCUUUUGCCAUGCUGCGAAUAAUACACUCACAAUAGGCCAAUCACUAAAAGAUGGUGAGUCCUUGAUAUCAGUUGAUGAGAACUUUGAACUGGGAUUCUUUAGCCCUGGAAACUCUAGUUUAAGAUAUUGUGGUAUAAGGUAUUACAAGAUUCGGGAUCAGGCUGCCAUCUGGGUGGCUAAUAGAGAAAAACCAAUCUCCGGUAGCAAUGGAGUCUUGAGGAUAGGUGAAGAUGGGAAUUUGUUGGUUACAGAUGGAAAUGGAAGUCCAGUUUGGUCAAGUAAUGCUUCAGUAGUGUCUAAUAACACAGCAGCGAUGCUUGAUACAACAGGUAAUCUAAUUCUCUCGAGCAAUGAUAGUAUUGGUGAGACAGAUAAAGCCUAUUGGCAAAGCUUCAAUAAUCCAACCGACACCUAUUUGCCACACAUGAAAGUUCUUAUAAGUUCUGCAGAGAUUCAUGCCUUCACUUCAUGGAAAUCUGCAAAUGAUCCUUCACCAGGAAACUUCACCAUGGGAGUUGAUCCUCGCGGAGCACCACAGAUAGUGAUUUGGGAGCGAUCGAGGAGAAGGUGGAGAAGUGGGCACUGGAAUGGACUAAUAUUCUCAGGUGUUCCAUAUAUGACAGCUUUAACCACUUACCGAUAUGGAUUUAAGGUCACUCGUGAAAGCGAUGGAAAUUUUUAUUUAACAUACAAUCCAUCAGAUAGUUCUGAAUUGAUGAGGUUUCAGAUAACAUGGAAUGGAUUUGAAGAGCAGAAAAGGUGGAAUGAAAGUGCAAAGACGUGGCAAGUAAUGCAAUCACAGCCUUCUGAAGAAUGUGAGAAUUACAAUUAUUGUGGCAAUUUUGGAGUCUGUACUUCAUCAGGAUCUCCAAAAUGCAGAUGUAUGGAAGGGUUUGAGCCAAGGCAUCCAGAUCAGUGGAGACUAGGAAAUUGGUCAGGCGGAUGUGGAAGAAGGUCUCCUUUACAGUGCCAGAGGAACACUAGUAGUGGUGGAGAGGAUGGGUUCAAAACAUUAAGGGGCUCGAAGUUGCCUGAUUUUGCAGAUGUGGAGUCGAUCUCCUUGGAUGCUUGCAGAGAAAUGUGUCUAAAUAACUGUUCAUGUAAGGCAUAUGCGCACGUCAGUCAGAUUCAAUGCAUGAUAUGGAAUGGGGACUUGAUUGAUGUCCAGCAUUUUGUCGAAGGUGGGAACACUCUGUAUGUACGUCUCGCAGAUUCUGAAUUAGGUCGCAACAGGAUGCCUACGUAUGUGAUAAUACUAAUAGUUUUGGCUGGACUGGCCUUCCUAGCUAUAUCUAUAUGGCUUCUGUGGAUGCUCAAAAAAAGACUCAAAGUUUUGCCAGCGGCUACCUCAGCUUGCACGUCGUCAAAAUGUGAAUUGCCAGUUUAUGAUCUGAGUAAAAGUAAAGAGUACUCAACCGAUGCUUCUGGAUCUGCUGACCUUCUUAAAGAAGGGAGCCAAGUAAAUGGUUCAGAUUUGCCAAUGUUCAAUUUCAACUGUUUAGCAGCUGCAACAGACAAUUUUUCUGAAGAAAACAAGCUUGGGCAGGGAGGAUUUGGCCUCGUCUACAAGGGAACGCUUCCUGGAGGAGAGGAAAUAGCUGUAAAGAGGCUUUCAAAGAUCUCUGGCCAAGGUUUACAGGAGUUCAAGAAUGAAAUUAUUCUGAUUGCCAAAUUGCAGCACAGGAAUCUUGUUCGAUUGUUAGGAUGCAGCAUUCAGGGUGAUGAGAAGAUGCUCAUUUAUGAAUAUAUGCCAAAUAAAAGCCUGGAUUACUUCCUUUUUGAUCCCGAGAAGCAAGCUCUAUUAGACUGGAGUAAACGUUUCGCAAUUAUUGAGGGGAUUGCCAGAGGUCUUCUUUAUCUCCAUAGGGAUUCAAGACUAAGAAUCAUUCAUCGGGACCUAAAGGCUAGUAACAUUUUGUUGGAUGAAGAAAUGAACCCAAAGAUUUCCGACUUCGGCAUGGCCAGAAUAUUUGGGGGAAACCAAAGUGAAAUAAACACAAACCGAGUUGUAGGAACAUAUGGUUAUAUGGCACCUGAAUAUGCAAUGGAAGGCCUAUUUUCAGUGAAGUCUGAUGUUUAUAGCUUUGGAGUACUACUCCUAGAGAUUGUGAGUGGCCGAAGGAAUACUAGCUUCCGUCAAACAGAACGCAUGAUCCUCAUUGCUUAUGCAUGGGAUCUUUGGAAUGAAGGUAAGACAAUGGAGAUAGUUGAUCCUUCCAUCCGAGAUUCAUGUGAUGAAAACGAAGUGCUGAGAUGCAUACAAAUCGGCAUGUUGUGUGUGCAAGAUUCUGCACUUCAUAGACCAAGCAUGGCAUCAGUUGUGGUAAUGCUGGAGAGCUGCACAACAAACAUUCCAUUGCCUAGACAACCAAAUUUCACUUCUGUCAGGGCCUCUAUAGACCCUGAAAUUUCUCUGGAAGUGCAUGAAGUAGCAUUGUCAAGCUAAUAACACUCACAAAACACACUUCGACGUAGCAUAUCAUUGCUGUAAUUUUCUGGUACAAAACUCACACAAGGAAGGGCUUACAAUGGAGGAAGACACACACAAACUGCUGCUGUUUCUUCUUCUCUGUUACUGCCCCGGUUUCUGCUCACUUUCGACUGCUACCCACUGCCCUUCUCUCAAUAAUUUCAGCUCCAUGUAACCUACCACUUGGAAAAAAUAAUACACUUAACACACAUUCAACUCUAGCUAACGUUAAGCUAACUCUAGCCAACUAGCCUUACAGCACAGUAACAUUAACAGUUGGUCCUGUCGGAAAAAAAGAGAUGAUAUUUGUAUAGGUAUUUUGUCAAUCAAUUUCUUACAUAAACAAAAACAAUUUUUUGUGGUC